CCGUCAGGGGCGAAGCCCGAGCAGCCCUCCCGGCCGCCGCAGAGCCCGGGGGCGGCCGGACAGGGGCCAAGCCCCCCGGGGACGCGCCGAGGGCACGGGGACAGGCCGCGGGGGCCGCGGGGAGGGAAGGUGGCCGGAGGAGGAGUCUCCGCGGGGGACGCGGAGGCAGGUGCACGGCGAGCGGCAGCCGGCCGGCUCCCACGGGGCUGGGGGUGCAAGGGGAGAGCACAGAUCGCCCUUGCCCCAGUAAUCAGCCCCAUGCACCCAGCCCAAACCCCGCGGGAAGCUUUAAGGAGAAUUCGAUACUGCUCUGCCUUUUUUUUUUUUCUUUUAUAGGUGUGUGCUCCAGGAUUGGUGCAGGGAGGCUGUUGCAGGUCCGGCGCCGGACCGACCCAUCCAAAGAGCAGCACUCCUCCGUGCCGCAGCCCUGCCGCCGAUCCCGCUUCCGCCUGGCCGGGGAGAGGCCCCGAAUCCCCGCGGGCGCGGAGGAAAAACCCGGCUGCCCGCUGCCGCCGUAACCCUGCGGCCGCCCGCCGCGGCUCGUCCUUCGCCAGCGCCCGGCCGCCCCGGCAUCUCCCCUCGCAGGCGGCUCCCGGCCUCGCGGCGGGCGGAGGGGAGGUGAUUUUGGGCGACGGCGGAUUUGACACCAGCGCCGUCCGCCCCCUCGCAAGAUGAGUAACACCACUCGUGCCCUGCCUUCUCCCGUGGCUCCCAGCACGGCUCCCGGGCUGGCCACAGCAUCCAGCCCCCCGAUGCUCACCGUCCUGGAUGCUUCCCUGCUCGUAGCCACCCACAACGAUUCCCAGGAGAGCGGGCAGCUCUUCCUGACCACCACGGCGGCGCAGGUCGUCUCCGGCCUCUUCGUGUGGUCGGCGCUGAUCAUCACCUUCCACCAGAUCUACAUGCACCUGAGGAAUUACACCAUCCCCAAGGAGCAGCGCUACAUCAUCCGCAUCCUCUUCAUCGUGCCCGUCUAUGCCUUUGACUCCUGGCUCAGCCUCCUCCUCCUUGGGAGCCACCAGUAUUAUGUGUACUUUGACUCAGUGCGCGACUGCUAUGAAGCUUUUGUGAUUUAUAGUUUCCUGAGCCUGUGCUUCGAGUACCUCGGCGGGGAGAGCACCAUCAUGGCAGAGAUCCGAGGGAAGCCCAUUGCGUCCAGCUGCUUUUACGGGACGUGCUGCCUGCAGGGCAUGUCCUAUUCCAUUGGGUUCCUGCGCUUCUGCAAGCAGGCCACACUUCAGUUCUGCAUCGUGAAACCCCUCAUGGCCAUCGUCACCAUCAUCCUGCAGGCGUUCGGGAAGUACCAUGAUGGAGACUUCAAUGUCCACAGUGGCUACCUCUACAUCACCAUCAUCUACAACUUCUCUGUCAGCCUGGCGCUUUAUGCCCUCUUCCUCUUCUACUUUGCCACCAUGGAUCUCCUGCGGCCGUUUGAGCCAGUCCUCAAGUUCAUCACCAUCAAGGCAGUCAUCUUCCUCUCCUUCUGGCAAGGGACACUGCUGGCAAUCCUGGAGAAAUGUGGGGUGAUCCCUGAAGUUCAGAUUAUUGAUGGGAAGGAAGUGGGAGCUGGGACAGUGUCUGCUGGCUACCAGAACUUCAUCAUUUGUAUUGAGAUGCUUUUUGCCUCCAUUGCUCUGCGCUACGCGUUUACUUGUCAGGUGUAUAGAGAGAAGAAAGAAAAUUCAACAGCAAACCUUGCCCCAAUGCAGAGCAUCUCGAGUGGGCUGAAGGAGACCAUGAGCCCCCAGGAUAUCGUGCAGGAUGCGAUUCACAACUUCUCGCCCACGUACCAGCAGUAUACCCAGCAGUCGAUGCAGGAGGCAGAGCGCAAAGCGCCCGGGGAGAACGGGCACAUGGCAUCCAAGGCAGAGGGACUGAGCAGCAGAAAGAGCAAAAACAUUGAGAAAAGAGUGCUCAUCCUGUCAGACGAGGAGCUGUAGGAGACACCAGAAAGGACAGUGACACUGGAGAGGCUUAAAGCCAUGCAAAUGGGAACUGUCUCAAGGCUGAGACAACCUGGUCUAAUCAGAGCACGAAGACAGUAAAAGAGGUAGGCCAGGAUAGCUUAUUAAUCUCCUCAAAAAGCCAGUCUCUUGAAGUGAAGAUGCAAUAACCAAGGGAAAAGUUAAAUCAAAUAGUGCCAGCUUCUACUGUCCCACCUCUACUGGUAUCAGAGAUUGGGCGGUCUUUGCUCCUACGCCUGUGACUGAGCCCCCAUGCCUUGGUCUGUGCUUUGCCUGCCCCACUGCCGGUAUUUUGUUGUCAGUCUCAUGCCUGUAUCCACACUCUGGGGAUGCUGUGCAGGGACACGAACCAGGCUCCUGGGCAUUCCCAUAAGCGCUAUAAGAUGGACUUGCUGCCUUCACCCUCCUCUUGUCUACAAAGAGUGUUGAGGCCUGAGACAAAUGCUUUUCUCAGCACAGUUCUGCUCUAGUUUCUCUUGAUUUCAGUAAAAGUGAUCUCUAAGGAUCUUGUGGAGAAAAACAGACCAGGAAGGUGACUUCACUUCACCUCAAAACCCGGUAAUGUUUUAAAGAUGUUAUUCCUUACUUUUAUAUAUUCUUCCCCCUCCCAUUCCCCUAGAAAAGGCUGAGGAGUUGUGUAGAAGACCUUUUACCGGGAGGGGAAGAGUUGAUCAUCUUCUCUCUCUUGUUGGGGAUGCAGCUGCCCAAAAUAGUAAUUCCCCUGGGAAGUGGUGGUAGGACCAUGCCUGGGGCUAAAGCAAGGUCUUGCAGCUGCAUUUGAGAGCUGUUGGUGACAGAACCUCUUGUUUACGUCUAAACUGACUUAUCUCCGAAGCGAUCAGAAGUUAAAAGGGAUUCCAGUUUCCUUAUCGACGUGGUUAUUAGGGAACCGGACUGUGACUGGUGGUGGUAGGAAUGUACUUGCUGGAAACUGUCUGUUCUUCCUAACCCCUUUCUAUUUAAUGUCCCUAUCCCUGUAUUCAGAAGACAAGUAUUGUAGCUAGAUGCAUUACAGCCCCGUAUCUGGGCUGAGCACCAGAAGAAUUAAUUGAUGUUGGAGAAACUCAUGAGUGCGGUGGCACUAGGGCUGCCCAUGAGCCAUUUCUCGGCCUUGGCACCUCUGUGCACCUGCAAAGGUGGCUUUGCCCAACUGGGGGGAGCCGAGACCAGUUGGGCUGGCAGCGGUGGGGACAGGCCUGGCUGCUGCCAUCGUGGCUCGGGGCAGCGCUGCUUGCAGGGAACAACACACCGUACUGAAGAGCUAGAUGGAUUUCCCCCCAUCAAACAGUGGCAAAGAGCACACAUGCUGUUAAACUUCCUCUGUGUGGGUUUUUCUUUUUUCCUCAGGCUAGUCUCAUACCUAAUGCUGUUAAUCAGAUGAUUUCUGGGAACUCAUUUGGGAACUGGCUAGAGUAUUGUUUGGGGGUGGGUGGUAGCUGGAUAGUGAAAGGACAAGGGCAAGUCUACGACCUCAGAUUUGCAAUCAUGUGGCAAACAAACCUAUGGGUAAGGCUUAUAGCCAUUUUUCACUCAACUCCUAGUGUUUUUUUUCCUGCUCUUGAGCUGCAAAGUGUAAAUUGCAACCUGAAAUUAUUUUAUUUAUGAAUUUUUUUUCUAAUAAACAGCAAUUUCUACUGUGGA
Messenger RNA from Dromaius novaehollandiae (emu), 3605 nucleotides. It is a transcript of the gene TMEM184A, whose product is annotated as transmembrane protein 184A. The transcript is spliced from 10 exons. Gene Ontology annotation, cellular component: early endosome membrane. Gene Ontology annotation, molecular function: transporter activity. The record is from RefSeq and is a predicted model, not a curated record. The coding region runs from base 672 to 1940 and encodes 422 amino acids. NCBI's taxonomy places the organism in Eukaryota, Metazoa, Chordata, Aves, Casuariiformes, Dromaiidae. Gene Ontology annotation, biological process: transport.